Sphenostylis stenocarpa is the source of this 180-nucleotide messenger RNA. The record is from the annotation of a GenBank genome assembly. Lineage: Eukaryota; Viridiplantae; Streptophyta; Magnoliopsida; Fabales; Fabaceae.
AUGGAAAUGAGAUAUGUUUAUGGGACGUUGUUCCCUGCACAUGUAGGGCAGACCCACCACCCUUGCCUUCUUCUUUAUCACACCAUGUACAGGAAGAAUAGUACUGGACGGAGAAAGCAAAAAGCCUUUGGUGGAAGUGCAACAUUAGGUUUAGGAUCCAUGGUCUCUAAGGUUCACUAG